CGUCCAGUUUUGUGCCUCACAUUGUAGCAACAACAUGCGUCGCAGUUCCUCAGCCAGCUGCCGAUCGAUCAGUUCGAAUGCUAGCUCCCAUCACACGGAUGUGGCCGAGCAAUGUGGCCGUUAUGUGUUGCACGAACUCCUGACCACGGAGCAACAAUAUGUGGAGGAUCUGGCAAAUGGCAUUCAUCGCUAUACACGCAUCUUUCAGCCGGAAGCCGAGUUGCCCGAGGGUCUGGUGGGGCAGCAACAUGUGUUGUUGGCCAAUGUGGCACAGAUUGCCGCAUUGCAUCGCCACAAGCUGUUGCCACUGAUGUUGCAACAUCGACAGGACCUGGAGCUGCUCUUUGAGCGCUGGCUUGAGCUCAUCGAGCGUGGCUGCUUCAACUGUUAUGUCCUCUUCACCGCCAGUCAACGCGACAGCAACCGCAUUUUUGACUCUCACGAGCUAUACUUUAAGCGCCUGGAAAUAACUCUCGGAGAUCCGCUCGGCUGUCGAAGCUUUCUCCUGAAGCCGGUGCAACGAAUAACCAAAUAUCCUCUGAUGUUGCAAGAGUUAAUGAAGAAGCUCUUCGAUAAUCGUCAAGUGAUCUCCAAGAGCCUCUUCGAGACAACAUGUCGACUGGAGACGCGACUACGCGAACUGCUGGUUCGAGCGAAUCAAUCGGAUCAACUCAACGAUAUAAGACACUUCAAUGCGUUCAGCAUACUCAGCGAGGUGAGCUUCAUCAGUGUCGGUGAAUUCCCGUUGCAUGAUGCACGAUUGCGUUGCAGUUACAACUGUAAAUUGUUUGCGUUCAACACCUGCCUCAUCUACACGGAGGCCAAAGGUCGCAAGCAGCUGGUGCGUGGCACCUUCAAGUUGCCCGAUGUCUGUUUUGUGGCCAAAUCCAAGUCCUUUGUGCUGUGCAACAAGCAGCGGGAAUGCGAAUUUCUGUGCCACAAUCCAGCGAUGGUCCAGAAAUGGGAGACAAUUGUUCUUCAAUUGCUCGGCAAUAAAUUCGAUAAUAAACUUGAUGAGCUUGUCGAGGCGAAUGAUGAGGAAGAACCAGGAGGAGAUGCAGGAGCAGGAGCAGGAGAAGAAGGAGCGGGAGCAGGAGCAGGAGCAGGAGAAGUAGCAGCAGGAGAAGAUGUAGCUGCCAUACUCGACAAACAACAAAGUCGCACCACAUGGUACACAACACUGUGAAAUGGACAUCGACAUUUUAAAGCAUUUUUAAAGACUUCAAUUUGCUUUCUAUUUCCCUCUCUCUCACUCUCUGUCUCACAUUGUGAUAUCGAAUAGCAAAAACGUUUAUUUUUUCUUUUGUCAUAACAGGCAAUUAAAUUUUUAAUAAAAUGUUACGCAAGUUUAUGACAUAAAUCAAAAGCAUAUGUAAAUAAUGGAAUAAACUCUGUUCUCCCUCUCGCACACCCACUCUCUGUGUGUCGCCCUCUCUCUCUCUCUCUCUAUCGUUGCUUUACAUGCUCUUUGAAAGCUGCACUGCAAACAAAGAGC
Drosophila innubila is the source of this 1495-nucleotide messenger RNA. RefSeq names its product triple functional domain protein-like. The record is from RefSeq and is a predicted model, not a curated record. The transcript is spliced from 3 exons. NCBI's taxonomy places the organism in Eukaryota, Metazoa, Arthropoda, Insecta, Diptera, Drosophilidae. Gene Ontology annotation, cellular component: cytoplasm. The coding region runs from base 35 to 1186 and encodes 383 amino acids. Gene Ontology annotation, biological process: axon guidance. Gene Ontology annotation, molecular function: guanyl-nucleotide exchange factor activity.